Molecule: messenger RNA, 966 nt
Organism: Daldinia loculata
Lineage: Eukaryota; Fungi; Ascomycota; Sordariomycetes; Xylariales; Hypoxylaceae
Exons: 3
Coding region: 1-966 (321 amino acids)
Source: RefSeq, a predicted model, not a curated record
AUGUCUAGAAGACCAGCACCGUCCGGCAGCAAUGCCUUACCCCCUCAAAACCGCCAGAAUGAGUACUUCGUACCAAGAGAUGGUAUCGACCGUGAAGUUAUCACGGCCGACAUUUGUCGCUACCUUGGAAACGACGCUCUCGUUCGGCCCGGCACAUACGAGAAUCCUCAGAGCGGUCAGAUCAUUCAGGGCUACUACAUAAACGCCUACCGCAACUUAACCACAGCUAUGAUCGAAGACCUGAAGGCAGAUUCCGCGCGAUGGGAUCAAGAAAGGCGGCAGCAAUCGGCGAGCCGUAAUAACGCCGCCGGAGGUACUAUUGCCUCGAGAGAUUCGAACGGCUCUUAUGUCAGACUCUCUAACUCCCCUAUAGUCCAGUACCGCAAUUCGGACACGCAUCAGUCCCGCCAAUACUACGGACCGACUGAAGCCGGAUUUGCAGCGGGAACCCCGAACCGCGACCCGUAUGGUGAUGCCACGCCUAGAUACCCAGGAACCGGUUCCGCAGGUUACACGGGAGCCGCUGGCUCCUACACGGCCCAGCAAUAUCCUCAGGGUGGGUAUAGCACCCAGCAAGGAUAUACUACCCAGGGAUCGCAAUUCCAGCCCCCGUCUGCAAGUGUGACUUAUCCUCCGAUGCCCUCGCAAGGAGGAUUUGGCCAGGCCGGCCAGGAACCUCCUUUCCAGCUGGUUGGAGCAGACUCGCGAGUAGCGCCAAACCCGUAUAAUGAUCCGUAUGCCGGCUCAAGGGUAGAUCCCAGGGAUCAGAGGACUCCUAUUACCACGAUACCACCUAGUAGGACUACUUACGCAACCUCAGGACCGCCCGUGCCGCAAGGUUACCCGGCUCCAACGUCUGGCGGCGGUUAUUACCCUUCGAACCCUUCGCCCUCAAACCCGCCCUACCCAACUGCGCAGCCUCAAGACCCUUUUCUCGGACGCGGUGCGUACACUAGUGGUUUCUGA